Messenger RNA from Amaranthus tricolor (Joseph's coat), 2422 nucleotides. RefSeq lists its product as uncharacterized. Bases 82 to 2220 code for a protein of 712 amino acids. The record is from RefSeq and is a predicted model, not a curated record. The transcript is spliced from 4 exons. Lineage: Eukaryota; Viridiplantae; Streptophyta; Magnoliopsida; Caryophyllales; Amaranthaceae.
AAAUAAAUCAAAAAAUCUCGGAUCUCAUAACGUCCCUUUUCUUCUUCUUCUUGCUUCCAAAACUUCUCUCUUCACUCAACAAUGGCGACUCUAAACCCAGGAAUCCUCUUAAAACUCCUUCAAUCCAUGAACACAAACACAAAACCUACUGGAGAACACCGCUCUGCUUUACUCCAAGUCAUUGGAAUCCUCCCAACUUUAUCACCAUCUUUAAAUAAUUCUACCAAUAACUCAAAUUCAAGCAUAAACAAUUCUUCUGCUACUUCCAAUCUUGAUUUAUGGCCCAACCAUGGUUUUCUUCUUCAAGUUUCUGAUUCCAAAAACUCAACCUACAUUACCCUUUCUGAUCGUGAUACUGAUCUUGUAUUCUCUAACCGUAUUCAACUGGGUCAAUUUAUCUACGUGGAUCGCUUUGUAUUUGACUCAUCUUUUCCUCUUCCGUCUGCUACAGGGAUCCGACCCGUGCAAGGGAGACACCCUUUUAUAGGGUCCCCAGAAGGGUUAACUAUCCGGGUUUCCAAAGAGAAAAGGGAUUUUGUUAUUCAACCUGUUGUGGAUUGUAAUGAUUCAAUUGAUCCCAUAUUAGCUCUUCUUCAAAAGAAGAGAGUAGAAACAAAAGCGAUUAAAGAGAAUGACGAGAAAGAAAAUAUUGGGGUUACUCCAAAGAGGUUUACUUCUCCAGCAAGUAACAAAAGGGCGGUUUCAGCUGGAAGAAGAGACAAAGAAAGGGAAAAAGAAAGGGACCCAUCUCCGAUGGUGGGUAAACUAAAAAGGUCGGCGUCACCAGUGCCGUCAAAAUGUGUGGUGCCGAGUUUAGCCGCAGCAAAGGCGACAGAGGAUGGAAGGAGAGCAGGAAGAGAAGCUGCAAUUGUGGUGCCAUCUAGGUAUCGGCAGCAAUCUCCGACAGUGGGGAGACGGGCAGCGUCCCCGGCUGGACGGAGGAUGUCAUUGUCUCCGGCGAGGAGGCUGUCGGGUGGAGGGGGGAGUUCGGGGAAUAGAAAGAAAAGUAUUGGUGGUGGUAGUGGUGGGACUGGGAAUUUGAAGGUAAGUGAAUGGAGUUUGGGGAAGAGUGGUAGCGGAGGAAGGAAGAGUUGGGAUGAAGGAGGAGAAACAAUUAAGGAAAAGGGUAAUUUAGGGGGAAGUUUAAAGAAUAAUAAGCCCGAUUUUCAAGCUAUAAUUAGGACUCAGGCUGCUUUGUCACGCCGUUUAAGUGAUGCAAAUAGUCAUGAAUCCAAAGAUGAUUCUUCUGUAGAUGGGAAGUUAAAAUCCAGCUUACCUGAAGAUAGUGCGGUGUCUGAGAAGCCAUCUGUGUUGGCUGCUGAAAUCACGGUCCAUGACAAGAAAUGGACUGAUGGUAGCGUCCCAUUAGAUUCAGUAUCGUCCAACCUUGCUAAGCUUGCCAAGGAAGGAAUUCAGAGGAGGGGUAUUGCUGCUACUGCUGCAGCUGAAGCUUUACAGGAGGCUCUGGCUAUUGAGUCUAUAGUAAGGAGUUUAAGCAUGUUCUCGGACCUUUGCACGACGUCUAAAGCUGGAAACCCUUUGCCUACAAUAGACAGAUUCUUAUCCAUCUACGACAAUGCCUUGCGAGCAACUGCCAUUGUAGAGUCAGUUUCAUUGAGCCACUGUUCUGAGGCUUCAGCUGAUAUUGUCAUCCCUACACCGCAAUCUAAAUCUGCCUCAGCUUGGGUUGAAGCUGCUCUCUCUACUGAUCUCACCAUUGUUUCCCUUCUCACAGGGCAAACCACCACCGAGUCUCCACCACCUUCCCUAUCUAAGACUUCAUCCUCAUCAAAACGCCGGUCCAUAGGAAGCACAACGAAGAACCACUCUAAGACAUCGUCAACAAUGGUGGAAUCAUCUCCAAAAGAGACAUGGACAAGAGGUCGUGGCAUGAAGGACACGAUUGAGCUCACUACUAAUUUGAACUCGGAAAUGGAAAUGUGGUUCCUGAAGUUUGUGGAAGAAUCUUUAGAUGCUGGGUUUCGAGUUAUGAAUGAAUGUGGUAAUAGUGGGAGCAAAAAAUUGCCAAUUGAAUGUGGAUCGAUUGCAGCAAUAUUAUCACAGUUGAAAAGGAUAAAUGAUUGGUUGGAUGUUGUGGUAAAGAAAAGGGAUCAAGCUUUGUCUGACAAGAUUGAAAAACUAAAGAGAAAGAUUUAUGGAUUUGUUAUUCAGCAUGUUGGAACAACUUUUGAUAAUUCCCCUACAAUCUCCUCAUCUUGAAGAUGGUAAUGGUACAAAUUAGAAUAAAAAAUGUUCAUUAUUUGCAAUUUUGUUGGAAAGUGAAUCUUGUUGAAUGAAUGUCUUAAGUUUGCUAGAAUUCCCACUAUUUUUACCUGAAAUUUGCUUCCUUUGCAAAUGAAUUGUUCAUGUGUUUUACAUCUACAAAUACAAGUUUUUUUCUCCAAUUUUCUGAGCUUGAAAU